Molecule: messenger RNA, 858 nt
Organism: Polychytrium aggregatum
Lineage: Eukaryota; Fungi; Chytridiomycota; Chytridiomycetes; Polychytriales
Product: kinesin motor domain-containing protein
Exons: 7
Coding region: 1-858 (285 amino acids)
Biological process (GO): microtubule-based movement
Molecular function (GO): microtubule binding; microtubule motor activity; ATP binding
Source: RefSeq, a predicted model, not a curated record
AUGCAUACACACUCUCGUAUCGGUCUCCUUGCACGGACGCCUGGGUGCACUGCAGGCACUAUUUUCGCAUAUGGACAAACGUCAUCUGGCAAGACCUACACGAUGAAGGGCUCUGAAAACAGCGACGGAAUCAUUUCGAUGGCGAUCAUGCAGAUUUUCCAGACUGUCAUUGCGGUACGCUCUCUGACUUGCUCGUCCAAUCGCGAUUUUUUGCUUCGUGUGAGCUACUUGGAGAUUUACAACGAGGUCAUCAAGGACUUGCUCAAUCCAGAAAACAGCGUCAAUCUCAAGAUCCAAGAAAACCCGCAGAGCCGUGAGAUGUUCAUCAAAGGGCUGACGGAGCUGUCCGUGGGAUCACUCGAUGAAAUCGAUCAGUGUCUGAGAAUUGGCGAAGCGAACCGACAUGUGGGUGAAACCAACAUCAACGAGUUCAGCAGUCGCUCACAUACUAUAUUUCGGAUUGUAAGUUCUGGUGCCUCGCUUGAAGACGUGCCUUCAGCGGCAGUGAAGGUCUCCACCCUGAAUCUUGUUGAUCUUGCUGGCUCCGAAAGAGUCGGCCACACAGGCGCUGAGGGAGUUCGCCUCAAAGAGGGCGGUCACAUCAACAAGAGUUUGCUGGCGCUUGGAAACGUCAUCAAGAAGCUAACCGAAGAGGGCUCCGCUGCUUCGCAUGUUCCUUACCGAGACUCCAAGCUGACUCGGAUCCUGCAGUCGUCUCUGGGUGGAAAUGCCCGAACCAGCAUCAUCUGCACGGUAACGCCUGCGGCGGCAUAUAUCGACGAAACCCACAGCACUCUGAAGUUUGCGGGAAAGGCCAAACAAGUCAAGAAUAAGCCUGAAGUAAAUGAGGUACGGUAA